Molecule: messenger RNA, 866 nt
Organism: Salpingoeca rosetta
Lineage: Eukaryota; Choanoflagellata; Craspedida; Salpingoecidae
Exons: 6
Coding region: 113-733 (206 amino acids)
Biological process (GO): glutathione metabolic process
Molecular function (GO): glutathione transferase activity
Source: RefSeq, a predicted model, not a curated record
UCUUCUUCUCCUUCCUAGUCAACUUUGUCUUGCCCGCCAUAUCCACAGGUGUUCACCAUUGUUGAUCCUUUCCCUCCCCAUCUCCUGUUGUGUUUCAGACUCGUUCGCCACCAUGUCUCAGAUCAAGCUGACGUACUUUGACUUUGGCGUGCGCGCCGACGCCGUGCGCAUCUGCCUCACCAUGGCUGGUGUUGACUUUGAGGAUGAGCGCGUUGCUUUUCCCAAGCUGGCAGAGUUGAAGGAGGCCGGCGUCCUUCCUCUUGGCCAACUGCCUGUGCUGGAGAUUGAUGGCGUCAAGUUCACCCAGUACAACGCCAUGUCGCGGUACGCUGCCACACUUGCGGGCAUCUACCCUGAGGACCCUGUGCAGCGGCUCAAGAUGGAGGAGAUGAUCGAGGUGUGCACAGAGCUCCUGUACAAGGUGCCAUUUGCCGCCAAAGACGAGGAGGAGAAGAAGGCCCUCCGCGAGCAGUUUGCCUCCACCAAGAUGGCCACGUGGUUUGCGUUCCUUGACAAGCGCAUUGGCGAGAACACCGGCGACUGGGCCGUUGGCGAGACGUUCACGCUGGCUGACCUGAGCAUCAUGAUCCUCUGCGAUUUCCUCAAGUCUGGUUUCAUUGACUACAUCAACGUCAACUUCCACGAGGACUACCCCAACGUCAAGGCACUGUACGAGAGCGUCAAGGCAUACGAGCCGGUUGCCAAGUACUAUGCCAGCCAGCAGAAGAAGUAGGCUCCUAGCUAGAAGGACAAUGGUGUCACCAGCCUAGUUGGGUCAGCAAGCGCCAGUGGCUGACAGCGCCGGUACUGUGCUAGUGCAUCCAUGUCAUCUAUUCUUUCUGCACAGUACAACUUUUGUCCAGCAA